AUGGCGAUGACGAUGACUGGCCGUGUGCUGCUGCUGUGUGCCCUCUGCGUGCUGUGGUGCGGUGCCUGGUUGUGUGAUGCGACGCAGACUUCAUCGAGUGCUCCGCAUCGUGACAAUGCGGAGGAAACGAUGACUCCAGAGGAGGUGACCAAGGCCAUCGAAAAGCUCACAGAGGAAGUGCUGGAGUCGAUUCGAUUAUCUUGUCGAAUGUCUUUCAUUACGAGUGUAAAUGCCACGUUACCCGCGCACGACGAUACAGAAGUUGAGAAAUGCGUAAACAAAACGGCGGUUGAGAUUUCCGGCGUCACCUCUCGUGGCCGGCCUGCAGCCGCAACCACAGACGCCAAUUUGGCCUCGCCAUUGCCGUCGUCAAGUUCUGCUGCCAGCGCCUUGCAGGGUCAGGCGCAAGGAUCACCAGGUGCUGCACCAGAGUCUGUGAAACCCCCGCAGACAGAUCCGGUCAAUAAUGAACAGCUGUCUGAAGUGCCGGCCUCCACAGACGGUGGUGCUGGUGGCGGUGGUGAGUUGGCUGACAGGAGCAGCCGUACACCGACCGACGUCGCAAGAACACAUGAAGCACGCCCAGCUGUUAACGCCACUUCCAUACCGACGGCCACUCAGGGGGAUUCCGAGAAGUCACCGGCUAACACCACCCGAACACGUGAGACAAACGAGACUGGUGACACCGACGGCAGCACCGCGGUCCUCCACACCACCUCCCCUCUUUUGCUUCUUCUUCUUGUUGCGUGUGCGGCUGCGGCUGCGGUGGUGGCCGCGUGA
Trypanosoma cruzi is the source of this 780-nucleotide messenger RNA. Its product is annotated as mucin-associated surface protein (MASP), putative. The record is from RefSeq and is a predicted model, not a curated record. Lineage: Eukaryota; Euglenozoa; Kinetoplastea; Trypanosomatida; Trypanosomatidae. The transcript has a single exon. The coding region runs from base 1 to 780 and encodes 259 amino acids.